UUGUGACGUAUGAAUAGAAACGCGCGAGUAUUCGUUGAAUUCUAAUCGCGUGUUCGUUGCCAUUAACAAAACAAUGGAAUUUAAGAAUAUAGGGAAGUUACGUCAUAAUGCAAGCAUAUAGGAAUGUGACGUCAUAAUUGUCAGGUGUAAGAGUUGAAUAAACGCGCAGCAGUUAUGACAAGACAAUGCCAUGUGUUUGGCUGAGUAGACGUUUAGGCCUCGAGGGGGCGUUACUGUCACGUCACAGUAAAGAACAAUUGUUGCGGAAACUAUUCGUUCUAGUACCAGACGCUGCAUUCUAGAAGUUUCAUUGUUAGCUCACAGUUGCUUGCUUGUGUUAUUGUUACGUCAUAUUCAGAAUGAGCAAGAUGGAAAUGAAGUACACACGUGGGAAUUCGUUUAAUAAACCGCGGUUAAGCGUUGAGGAAAAGACGGCGUUGCGUGAACGUCGUAUGAGCAAUUAUGAAGGAACAACCGCUUCUAUGCCGUUGUGUAUUUUCAAUCUUAUGAAUGCUAUACUUGGUAGCGGCAUAUUGGGGUUGGCGAAUGCUGUGAGAAAUCUUGGCGUCGCAUUGUUCUCCAUAAUGUUGGUUGCGGUAUCUGGGCUCGCGUUCAACAGCAUAAGGUUGUUGGUUGAUAUGUGCGACUAUACCGGAAAUUCGUCAUACGAAGCGAUUGGAAAAGCUGCGUUUGGAACUGGAGGCAAAAUCGUUACAAUCCUUAAUAUAUUUAUUCAUACGUUGGGCGCUAUGUGUAGUUUCUUAUUCAUCGUUAAAUAUGAACUACCAGAAGUUAUUCGAGUUAUUGUUGGAGCUGACGAAUGCGCUACAGAUUGGUAUUUAAACGGCGACAUCUUGAUGAUAAUGGUUACAGUAAUUAUCAUAAUGCCCCUCGCUGCAGCGCGUAACAUUGGAUUUCUGGGCUACACCAGCGGUUUCGCGAUGCUCUGUAUGAUAUUCUUCACUUGCGUCAUUGUGGCUGAAAAAUUUAUAAUUCCUUGUCCAAUCAGAGUGAAUGAAACAAUGGUCGAUACAAACGUCACACAACCAACUAUUAUCGAAUCAUAUUCAAACGUCACACAUUCAAAUGAUGACGUAAUAACCGAGGUUUGUCAUUCGAGAACCUCGGAUAUUUUUGUUGAAUUCGAGGAAGGCUUGCGAUCCCAAACCUGUGACGUCAAAGUUGUGACGUGGAACAAUAAGAGCGCUUACGCGAUGCCGACAAUGGUAUUCGCGUUCCAGUGUCACGCAUCAGUAUUACCAAUAUACACUGAACUAACCAACCCCACCAAAGGAAGAAUGCUCAAAGUUGCAGCAAUUUCCAUCAUAAAUGUUUUUCUUCUUUAUUUUCUCGCUGCUGUGUUGGGAUAUCUUACAUUCUAUAGCGCUGUAGGACCAGAACUACUUCUUAUGUACAGCGCUUAUGACCCAACAAACGUCAUUAUUCUAAUAUCAAGGAUAAUGGUUCUUAUUUGCGUCAUAUUCUCCACGCCAUUGUUGCAUUAUCCGGCAAGGAAGUCAAUUGUCAUGCUAUUGUUCGAGAACAAACCAUUUUCAUGGAUACGUCACAUCGUCAUAAUGCUCAUUAUUCUCACAACAACGAACAUACUGGUGAUUUUUGUCCCGACGAUUCGUGAAGUGUUCGGGUUUGCUGGCGCCACGUGCGCUUCCAUGUUGGUGAUUAUACUCCCUUCGCUGUUCUAUCUCCGUAUCGGACCAGGCCAUCUCCUCUCAACCAAGAAAAUAAUAUGCCUGGUGUUGGUGGUUAUCGGAGUCGGCUUUAUGAUUCUAAGCAUGGCCCUCAUAAUAGCUGGAUGGAUUGCGCAAUCCACUUCGUAGAUUUAAUUUACAACGAUUAUGGUGUAAUAAUAAACUCCACAGUGAUGUUGAUUGUUACGUAACAAAUAAAUAAAGAACAAACAAAGAACAUUGU
Ciona intestinalis (vase tunicate) is the source of this 1932-nucleotide messenger RNA. Its product is annotated as putative sodium-coupled neutral amino acid transporter 6. Gene Ontology annotation, biological process: L-glutamine transport; amino acid transmembrane transport. Lineage: Eukaryota; Metazoa; Chordata; Ascidiacea; Phlebobranchia; Cionidae. Gene Ontology annotation, cellular component: plasma membrane. The record is from RefSeq and is a predicted model, not a curated record. Gene Ontology annotation, molecular function: L-glutamine transmembrane transporter activity.